AUGGAGGGGCCUCGCUCUGGGGGAACCGCCUUCAUGAUCACGGUAUCCCCUACGCCAGGAAGUUAUGAUAUGAGUUAUGGAGGGGACGGCUCGUACGCAGUCCCCACUACCAAAAAUUACGCGUCCGAGUUAUCCACAUUAGGGAUAAUCACAGAGGUCAACCCCGCCGCAGUGCAAUGGAGGGGCCUCGCUCUGGGGGAACCGCCUUCAUGA
Molecule: messenger RNA, 213 nt
Organism: Danaus chrysippus (African queen)
Lineage: Eukaryota; Metazoa; Arthropoda; Insecta; Lepidoptera; Nymphalidae
Source: the annotation of a GenBank genome assembly